Molecule: messenger RNA, 411 nt
Organism: Chlorella variabilis
Lineage: Eukaryota; Viridiplantae; Chlorophyta; Trebouxiophyceae; Chlorellales; Chlorellaceae
Exons: 3
Coding region: 1-411 (136 amino acids)
Biological process (GO): microtubule-based movement
Cellular component (GO): cytoplasmic dynein complex; cytoplasm
Molecular function (GO): dynein intermediate chain binding
Source: RefSeq, a predicted model, not a curated record
AUGGCAGCGGCAGCGGCACCGGCGGCGGCGCACCAGCAGCUCGACCCGCUGGCGCUGGCCGACUUUGAGGCGGGCCUGGACGGCCUGCACGAGAACGACCUGAUUGACGAGGCAGAGGUGGACAGCAUCGUGCGGGAGUCCAUCCUGCACACCAUCGGCGACACGCCCUGGGCCGACAGCAAGGUGGGCACCUGGACGUCCCACAUCAUCGAAGGCGCGCUGAAGAAGCUGGCAGCGCUGCAAAAGCCGAUGAAGUACAUCUGCCACGUCAGCCUGACGCAACGUGCCGGCGCCGGCCUGCAUGCCGCCAGCUGCAGCCGCUGGAACCAGAAGACCGACGGGCUGCUGAGCGUGCACUGGGAGAGCCAAACGGUCCUGGCCCUCGUGACUGUGUUUUGGGUGGCGCUGUGA